Euleptes europaea (tarantolino) is the source of this 958-nucleotide messenger RNA. It is a transcript of the gene NSL1, whose product is annotated as NSL1 component of MIS12 kinetochore complex. Gene Ontology annotation, biological process: mitotic sister chromatid segregation. Lineage: Eukaryota; Metazoa; Chordata; Lepidosauria; Squamata; Sphaerodactylidae. The record is from RefSeq and is a predicted model, not a curated record. The coding region runs from base 1 to 804 and encodes 267 amino acids. Gene Ontology annotation, cellular component: MIS12/MIND type complex; kinetochore. The transcript is spliced from 6 exons.
AUGGCGGCCGAGAUGGCGGCGCUGCCUUCGGCGACGCCCCCCGGCGCCUCUGCGGGCCGAGACCCCCGCGUGCGGUGCCGCUCGCGCCACCGGACUGCAGAGUUGGUGGGCUACUGCAAGUCUUACGCGCGCGCGCUCGGGGACGAGCAGCCGGUCGAGGCCGAGGCCUUGAAGUGGGCUCUCAGCGAAGCCGUCUGGAACUUUGAAACAGCUGUACAAGAGAACAUCACUGUUAAUGGACAGCCAUGGCAGGAGUCAUCAGAUCUUCAAAAUGGUGCCGACAUCAAACUCCUUGAAGAUCAGCUUGAUGAAUUGGUAGUGGAAGUGGCUUCCAAGCGUAAUCAGCGUCCCCGAAAAAUACAAGCUCAUGUCGUCAAAGGCAUUAAAGCACGGCAAGAAAUGUUGGGCUGCUAUCAACCUGUUGUGAAACCUCAAGAGAUAAAAGCAACGCUUUCUCAAGAUUCUCAAAUGGCAAACCUGAGGCUUUCAGCAGAAGCGGCAUCCAGACAUAUUGGAAAUUCAUUUAAGUCUAUGACGUCUCUCCUGGGAAAAGCCGAAGGUUUCUCCACGGUGUUAUCUUGGCAGCCUAACUUGGAACUGUGCAAAAUCCGCCAAGAGGUAUUUUCCAACUCUGAAGUGAAAGCAGAGAAUCAAAUUAAGAGCAAAAACCUUAUGGAACAAGUAGAAGUCAGCUCCCCAGAGACUGCUACCAGCAAUUCUGUUAUAUUGAAAAUAAAGAGACCGUCCUGUUCACCACAGAAAAUGUAUCCACUACGACGAAGGAAAAUUGGUCUUGACACAUGAAUUUUUUUCUGCUUUAAAGCAUUAAAAAACUCCUAUCGGCUUUGAGAGAACUGUUUAAUUGGACCUUCAUAUGAAGAUAUGAUUUUUCCUUUUCACAUUAGUAGGGGAUUUUGUUGCCUAUUUGAACUUGUCUACCACACAAAGCAGUCUGAGU